CUCCAUGUUUUCCCACAUACGCCUAACAUGUACAGCUAUCCAAUUUACGCAUCGUACUGGCACGCAACGGGACUAAACGCGAUUCGCCUAAAGCAAGCUGGGGCCUUGGCUCAUUCUGUCUUUCCCGUUACAACGUUGUACUGCUACCCACGGUCUAACCUGUUGAACGUCCGCUCGUACACUACCGCCGAGCAUAAAGCGGGGACGCCCGUCAUGGCCUCAUCCACGGGAGCUACCACAGGUGGUACGGGAACUUUUGCCUUCAAAAGCAGCAUGGAUACGUACGCUGCUUUGGAAGACCAAAGGCGAGAGAGCCCGGCUGCAGAGCGGAACAAGCAGCCUAUUCUGGAUGUCAUGCGUCUGUAUCUGCUGGGUAACCCCGGCGCUGCGGCUGCACCUGGCCCCGCUGCUGCUGCGGCGGCGGCGGCUGGGGAGGGGCACGCUGUGGGUCGCCGUCCGCUCAUACUGGAGAUAGCCAGCGGGUCCGGUCAACACGUCGCCCAUCUAGCUGCUGCCCUACCACAGUACGACAUCCAACCGUCUGACGUCACAACCGAACUGUACGGCAGCAUUACGGCUUACGCCGCCGGCUUAACUAAUGUACGACUGCCGCCGUUACUGUUGGACGCUUCGGCGCCCGACUGGCCCGUCAAUGCGGCGUUAGCGGUUAACGCCGCAACGGCAAAGGCUCCGAAAGAAGAUUGUACGACAGAUGAGCAAGGAGGAGAUGGAGAUGGAGGUGGUGUGUGCGGCUUGGAUGCGGCUGCUAUCCUGUGUGUCAACAUGUGCCAUAUCGCACCCGUGGAGGCCACACAAGGGCUGCUGAUGGGGGCAGGCACCGCCCUGCGCCCCCGCGGCGGCCUGCUCUUCAUCUACGGCCCCUUCACUCGAGACGGCGCCCACACCGCCCCCAGCAACGCGGCCUUCGAUGCCUCCCUGCGCUCCCGCAACCCCGCGUGGGGCUACCGGGAUGUGGGGCAGGUGGUGGCGUGGGCGACACAGGCGGGGCUGGAGCACGUGGCCGUUCACGACAUGCCGGCAAAUAACUUCAUGCUGGUGUUCAGGCGGCCGUGAAGCCCUUGGCGUGAUGAAGCAUCAUAUGACCUUUGAUGACCACGUGCGAAAUAAAUGAAUGACCGUUGUCGUGUGUUCUACUCUAGUUGGGAGGGGUCCUUUAAAGGGGCAUGCAAGCAAUCAGAUGAAGCGUUGAGAGGUGGUGGUUGGAGGCGAGGUGGCAUUGGGAGAAGCACAGGAAAGGAGGUGCAGGGGUAUUGAAUGCUGAACGCUGGAUGGCAACUACAGAUUGUAAGGUACGGGGGCGCAUGAACGGUGGAUGCAUUGUUCGCAUGCAAGCAGGGGAAGCUCACGACUCGUUCGUGUUUGCGGCCCCGCUCGCCAUGCCAGCUACCCAGUUAAGCCGCAGGCAAGGGAGCAUUCCCCUUCCAGCAGCGUAAGGGGCGCAUGCGGUCCAUGUGUAUUGAGCAGUUGCAGUUAUACUGAAAGCAAGGAGGGAACCAGGGGCGGGUUAUUAUUGCAUUCGGCCGAACUGCGUGUGCACGGCGCAGAGACAUGGUAUGAACAAGGGAAUAGUCCAAAAGACCGUUGCUGUUGCUGCCAUGCUGUACCCUAUGCAUGGAAGUUGAC
Messenger RNA from Astrephomene gubernaculifera, 1644 nucleotides. The record is from the annotation of a GenBank genome assembly. NCBI's taxonomy places the organism in Eukaryota, Viridiplantae, Chlorophyta, Chlorophyceae, Chlamydomonadales, Astrephomenaceae.